This is a messenger RNA of Microcebus murinus (gray mouse lemur), 9551 nucleotides long. It is a transcript of the gene KCNJ1, whose product is annotated as potassium inwardly rectifying channel subfamily J member 1. Gene Ontology annotation, biological process: regulation of monoatomic ion transmembrane transport; potassium ion import across plasma membrane. Gene Ontology annotation, cellular component: plasma membrane. The record is from RefSeq and is a predicted model, not a curated record. NCBI's taxonomy places the organism in Eukaryota, Metazoa, Chordata, Mammalia, Primates, Cheirogaleidae. Gene Ontology annotation, molecular function: ATP-activated inward rectifier potassium channel activity.
UGCAGGAGAGCGGGUCAGGCUAGCUCAGGAGGAGCCCCCAGGGCAAGCCCUGUGUGACCCUGGCGUCUGCCUCCUCCAGGCUGCUUGGAGGUGGAGCCCCACCAGGAGGGGGUGUCAGGCUGGUGUCACCUCUCCACAGCCCCUUUGAAAAUGGGCACUUUGAGUUGUUCACACCUUCCUGUAUCUGGCUGUUUCCUUGACAACUAUUUAUUGAGCCUGCUGUUAGCCUGGGCCUGCACAGGGGACAUGGGCGAGAAGAAGACAGUGGGGUCAUGGCCUUCAGGCCAGCACAAAAGGGAAUGUGUAAGUGGAAUUUACUGUUCAUGCCAGUAAUAAAAAGUAAAGAGCACAAUUAAAUAUGGUAAAGAGGAAAUCUGAUUUAAAUGGGGAGGAAGUAGUCAGGAAACUCUUCUUUCUUUGAAAAACUGACAUUUAAUAUUUUUUCUGAGGAAUGACAUUUAAGUUGAGGCCAAGAAGUCAGCUGGGUGGUGGGUGGGGCGGGGAAAGCAGAGUGCCAGGUGUCCCCUGCAGAGAAGACAGUGCUUGGGGGAGGCCCAGAGAGGUUAGAGAGGUUAAGGAUUUGCCCACGCGUCCAUGGCUGGCAGGAGGCAGGGUCCUCCAACGUGCGUCUGCUUGCUUUGGUGUCCCAGCUGGCUGCCCGAGUAUGACCUUGGCACUGACUCCAAGGCCAGGUGCUUUGCCCCUGCUAGACAGCGCAUGCGCCGGGCCGGCUCGCCUCCACUGGCAGGUCCCUUGUCCACCAGGGUGGGGCCAGCACCCCUCUGUCCACGUGAACCACGGCCACCACACCAACCUUCUGGCUGUGGAGACGCGACAUGUGCUUCCCCCACCCCAGAGGUCAGCAGGUGUCUCCAGAUGGAAGACUUCACUGCCACAACUUCAGGCCAUUGCUCACAACCUGCUAAGCCGGGACAAUCUGUAGAUGCUUCCAGAGGAAGCACGGCGGCUUCAGCUGCUGCCACAGUCGCCUCUUAAUUCUGUGGACAUCACGACCACUUCCGAACCUCCCUUGCACGGCAACUCCCCGCUCCCAACAUCAGGGCCCGUGGCCUUCUCCUCCACACCACCCUCGGGUCCGCCUUCCACGAACCCCCAACAGACUCCUCUCCUCCUCUUCAGGGCUUUUGCGCAUGCUCUUCCCUGUCCCUGGAAACCUGUCCCCUCCCUAUCCUUUUAGGCUCACUGUCUAACAAGGUUUAGACUCUUGCUAGCUCUCCCUCUGGUGUGACUGCUUACACGGAGCACAGAAAUGUGUGGAAAGCCACCACUCCCGGCACAGUGAGCAGGUGCUGAAUACAUGUUUGCUUUCCAUCUACAUUGUUUAGCAGCUAUUUUGAGUUUGCCUUAGGGCUUAAAAGCAAAGAUUUCUCAAGUCUGACAGAUUAGAUUCUUCAUAUCUUUGCUUUUUUGGCUUUCUGCUUUGUGACCUUGGGCAAGUUGCUUCACUUCUCUGAUCUUCAGUUCCCUGCUGCUAGAGUUACUGUGAACGUAAAUAUGAGAGCCUGUGUGAGAGAUUUUGCAUCCGCCUGGGCCUGCUGUAGGCCUUGGGGGCCCAGGGUGUCACUACUCCAGAGGGAACGUUCUCACAUGCUCCACACUGUGUCCAGCCGCGAGUCCCCUGGAACCGGCAGGGCACCUUAACCGCCAUUCCACACUCCGGAGACUUCUCAGUCCUGGGCUUUCUCUUCAUUCCUUUUCUGCUUUCACCUCCUUUUUAACCUUGGUUUACCCUGUUGACUUGACUCGACCCACUUACACCCCAUUAAGCAAAGCUUUCCCUAGGUAAAGUGCAGUGCUCUUUGAAGUUUAGAAGGGAAUAAUUCCUAGGAAAACCUCUGGAAGAGGAGCCAAGCAGCUCCACCUGUGUGGUUGUGAGUGCUCUUGUUCCCAGGCUCUGUCACGCCCUUGUCACCAUCCCUCACAGCCCCCAGGGAUGUGCUGCUCUCGCAAACUCUGAACAAGGCAGAGGCAAAGUGCCCCCUUUUGGCCCUUCUUUGCAUAGCUGAGACAUGCUGGCAUCUCCAAAGUGCCUCAAGAAACAAUUACGAAGAACACUAGGAAACAACAUUGAAAUAUUGGGGAAAGGAGUAAGUGUUGAGCUUCCAGAUGUGGGUGGGUUUCUGAUUCCACAGCAAACGCUCGCUGCCCCCAAAGACUGUUCACCCGGCCUGGGUGUGGCUCCCCUGGCCCCGGCUGGCCGUGGUGGCUGGGACAUCAUGCUCCCAGCACUUCCCACUGAGACCCAGCUGAGGUGCCACCGAGAGGCACAGGCUUUUGUGGGGAGAGUAUAAUUUUCUUAGGCCCUAGGAAACAAAUUAGCUAGAUAGAAUUUAAAACCUGAACUUGAAGAUUUUAACUCCCUUUACUAGCUUUUUGUAGUUUUUUUUUAAAUUUGGUUAUUUCCUUGAUUCUUCAUUCCUCAUUCAAAGGCAAACAUAUGUACAAAGUGUACACAUGCAUGUGUGACUUCUGGAAGCCAGAGAAUGGAAUUGGUUUUUACCAAGUGGCUUGUAAAAAGGCUUUUAUUACCUCUUAGUUACACCUCUUAUUCCGUAAGCUUUUAUGGCCUUUCGUGGCAUCAGUGCCCUGCAGCCAAAAAGCAUGAGGAGCACAUCUGUGUGUGAGCAAGCUGGGCUUUUCGCAGCUGGGGAGAACAAGCACCAGGAGCAGCCGUGGGGUCUCACCGAGAGGGUGCUAGAAAGACUUGUGCUCCAGGUGAUAUGGGGAAGGUUUAAGGAAGCAAAACUUUGCUCUGGAUUAGGUGUGUCAGGAAAUGUGGGUAAUUCUAUGAUUGACUAUGUUGAUAAACCUUAUUAUCUAGGAGAGAAGACUGGAGCGAGGCUGUGACGGACGGGGAGAGAAGCAGCAGUCACUGGGGUGCCCGGGAUGGGGUAUUUGGCCAUUUGUGGUCUGGACAGUGCUCAUGUUGUUGGUGUUCAGACAUGAUUGCAGAGUGGCCUUGUUUUCAUUCUGACCCAUCCUGAUCAGAGUGGUCUUGUCUGAUGUUGGCGUUCUGUGACAUUGUUUGUGCUCAACAGAACAGCAAGACCUAGUUGCAAGUACCAGGACAGCCCCCAGUAACACCAAGACUUUGCUAAUAGUACCAGCCAGCUCCCAGGUGCCAAGGGCUGCUUUCUUCUAGCUCCAAUCCUUGCUACUGUCGAUGGUAAAAGAAGGGGGGUCAUGCCUGGGUACCAUGCCUCUGUUCAGCCUUGCCAAGGACAGUUCUCUCCCUCUGUCCUGUUCCCAUCUCUCCAAGACAAAGCAUCUGUCCUGAUUAUAGACAAAGCUUCAUAACAUUUGUUUACAUUUCCCAGGUCUUCUGUUCCACGAUGGAGGAUGGGCUCUGCAGCCAGCGCUGUUCACAGACAAGCUGUGCUGUCAGAACCUGUCACCCUCUCCUGGAAGCCUCGGCUGUGGGCUCCCUUGGCUAUAGUCUCCAGUGCAGCCCACCUGACUCUGCCUGGUUAAACUGCUGCACUAGUUUAAAUUUGUGAACCAAUAACAAUUGCUGCUAUUUAUUGCAUAAUUGCUAUAUUUUAGGAACUUUAAAUAUGGUCAUGCAUUUAAAUCAUAUAACAACCUUUGAAAGUAUAUUAUUGCAGUAUAUUAUUAUCCAUUUGACAGGUGAGGAAACUGUGGCUGAGAAAGGCUAAGUAGUUUGCUCAGGUCACCUAAGUGUUGAGUGGCAGAGCUGGGGUUCAAAUCCCAAGCUAGAGCCCCUUCCACUCUGCCACACUGCCUCUGGCUGUUACCUGUUCUGGGAACAUUCGUGGCCCACAUCUCCUGUCUUUUCUUGAUCCCCCAUGCUUAACACCCCAAUGGAGGAAAGAUAUUGGAGAAAUAACACCAGGUUAUUCAGAAAAUGCUACUCUGACCAACUGGCCCCAGAGAUGCCUACGGAACACAGUGUCCCCUGAGAGCACCAGCAUCAUCAGACCUGUGAUUCCCGGUGCUUGCUCCCACGCUUUCAUCUCUGGAAAGGGCGAGGAACCCGGGAAGGCCUGUGCUGAUUUGCCCCAGACACACGCACACUCCUGGCUUCACAGCAGAGAAGACUUGGGAGUAUGCUCGCCCCAAGGAGAGGCAGGAUAUGCCUGAAGCGCAUUCCUAAGUCUAGCCUGGAAGAGUCCUGGGCUCAGAUGCCCAUGCGGCCAGGAAAGAUGGUUUCUGCCACCUUUGCCAAGUUCUGUCUAAAAAGAGCCCAUGUGGACCCCACAUGAGCUGCCUGGUAGCACUAAAGAUUGAGAUAACCUCCCUGGCUUUACCAAUCAAAAGGGAAACACCACCUUCUGUCCACUAGAGGUUCUGGAUUGAUGGGAGUAAUCCAGGGAGCUAGGCGACUUGAUGCUUCUCCAGGCUCUGAACUUUUGCAAAUCUUGCUAGGUGGCUCUUUUCUAAUAGCUUUGAGGAUUUUCAUAGACAGCAGGAAUCCCUCUGCCGCAGCAGUUAGAUGCGUUUGAUUUAGCUCCUUAGCAAAGGUGUGCUGAAGAGCCUACGCCUGACACCCAGCCUGUUGGGUCUCCUCUUUGGUGGCUGCCUUAACACUCUCUCCUCAAUCCUUUCAGGGCAGCAAACCUGCUGCCUGACAAUUUUUGAAUUAUUUACCUGUGAACAACUUGAGAACAGGGUCUGUUACCUUGUUUGUUUCCUAAUAUAUCACCUGGCACAUAAUAGGUGCUCAAUAAACAGAGUGUUUGUCCAAAUAUAUUGAUUACGAAGGCAGAGGCUGUGCUUCAUAAUCCCAUUCAAAGCAUCACUAAGGAAGGUCCUCAAGAAAUGUCUGUUGAUUCAGUUGACAACUGAUCUGAAACAAAGCAGUACAUUUUCAUACAAUCCUUAAUUUCUUCCCUACCACAGUUGCAAAGAACUGGGAAAAAUAAUCUGAUUUCUGCUCAUAGUUCCUACCUCUCACAUGAAUUCUUACACUCGAUCUUAGCCAAAAGGUUGAAAGCGAUACAUGAAUUCUUGACUCUCAGAAAUGUCCUGAAGUUAACAAAGGUUGUGUGUAAGCCGUGAGAGGUCUAGCUAAAAGGCAGACCGUCAUGCGUCAUCCGUCUCUGUGGAGAAGCUGUCGGAGAGUGGCGGUGACGGCCCCGCCUGUCGCCCUCCCUCUUACAGAGCGGCUUUUUGUGCUCCGGGCACCGCGGGUGGGAAGCAGGCAGGUGCCAAGGGCUGUAAGAAAUCCCGAUUCAAGAUGACCCUGCUCAGGUUCUUGAGAGACCUGUGAAGUACCUGCAAAAGCACAGCCCCCAUACUUGGGCUCCUCACAUAUUGGCACAAGCACAACCUUUCGGGUGAGGUGGGCGUUGCAUACAAAUGAGCAUGCAUUUUCAUGGAGAAGAGGAGAUCCAGGAGGAAAAUAUGUCCAUUUUCAGGAAGUUGAAGAGCUGUGAAGCGGAACAGACUUCGGACUUGUCUAGAAUUAUAACGAGCUGUCUCUGAAGCAUAGCUAGAUGACGUUGUUUAUAGCAGUUUCUCCUUCCGGUCUACGACAAAACUAUCUCCAGGGGUGCCGGGCACUGAGCGAUUUGACCCUUGUUGCCGCGACUGCAGACAGGGGCGCCUCCUCUACAGUAUCCCUGUUAGAGCGAGAGCCACCGGCUACUAAGCAACCUAAGUGACAGCAAACUCAUUGCUUUCGUAUAUGCAUUGAUUAAUUUAUCAUCAUUCAACAGAUACUUAUAGAGUUCCUAGUAUGUGUGACUCUAACUCAUUUUCAGGCCUUGGCCCCUCAAAAUAGGUGCUCCCCUGAGUGCUCCAUGGCACACAUCCCUCUGCACUUGACCGUUUAUUGCCUUGUUUGCACUCCCCUCGCUGGGGGCUGCACAGUGGCGGGGGCUGUGUCUGUUUGGCCAGCGAUUGCUUCUCUCAUGUUCUGCACAACCUCCGGCAAGGGUAAUGCUAUCGGCACGCCGUUACUGAUUAAUGAUAGGCUAGUAAGUUAAUUUAUACAUAAAUGCAGUGAGUUUUCUGUCAGUUGAAGUGUGUUUGCAGAGGGUGGAUCCCCACUAAUAAGGAUCUUUUUAAAAUUUAUCCCUUUUGGCACUCUACAGACCACAGCUUACCUUGCGAUUGCAGAUGCCUUAGCCCACUGCCCCGUUAGACUGUGCCCUUGAGAACAGAGGGGUUCUACUUGCCUUUGAAAUCCCACAGCAUAAGCAGGAAAUCAAUGCCUGGGAAAUGUACAAAGAUCUAUUUUCCGAGAAUGGGUUUACAGAACAAGAAUGCUGCUGGAGCACUAAAGCAAAAGGGACAGUAAUGCAAUGCAUUACUGGCUUUGCCAGGCCACUAAGAAUACCUGGUAAACAUUAGCUAAGGUGUAGCCCUUUGCUUGCCAUUAAGAUUUACUGAUUUCAGUAGAAAGGAACCUAAAAUCUAGCAUGUUACAUAACUCAGACACGGGGGACAGUCUCUAAUCACCUAAUAGUUCAUAAAAUACACAUUGCCUUUGUUUGUGGUUAGUUUAAAUGCCAUUGUCUGCAAAGUAGGAUCUGUGCAAUAAUAGGUCUGCUGUGUGAAUGAUGGGUUUGGUUAGUGGAUGAAUUUAUCUUGUGUCCUUGCAUUCUCUAAGAAUAAUUCUUCUCACUCUGAACAAAUAAAUCAACAGCGUUGGCUAACCUGGUACAUGUAAAAGCACCUUCAGUAAAUGCUAGCCUCUCCAGAAUAAAUCCAACAAUAAAGGCUUCUUUUAAAUCUCAGUUGCUUACAUAACAGUGACUGUUGUAUAGAGAGAUUAACAUGGUAUCUUGUUUCUUCCUGGUGUGGUGUUACUUUCAUCUUGCAAAUAUGUACUUGUCCAUGCCUGUGUAUCCACCGGUGCCUUUUGAACACUUGGAAAACUCAGCGUCUCAGAGAGCAGGCCAGGAGGUGGAUGAUAACUCAUUGUUUCUGGCCAGAAGUUAUUGGGCAUGACUUUUAGGAGAAACAGCAAGAGAGCAAUGGGGCGUGGCAAAGGAGGGGAGAGGAAUGCCGGCACCCAGUCCACGCCUGCUGCCCAGGGACCUUAGCUGGUGGUUUGUCAUGUCUUAGCAUGACGGUAUUCAAGCCAUGUGAGGAUGGAAAAAAAAAAUGCCCAGCUUGGGGCUUGGUCUAAGAACAACCAAUUGCUUUGGUUUAAACCACACGGCUCCACCGUCAAAUUAAGUAUUUUCAAGCUAAUACAAAUUAUCAUCAGUCCAUUGACUGAUGACUGAAAUAAAUGAGGCUGAGUCUAAAAGAAAUCAACCUGCACACAGCAGCCAACUCCCAGCACCACCUCCUUACUUUUUCCAGCCAUGGGCACUUCUGGUCAGAGCGUGUCCAGGAUGCUGAUCAGGGUUUUGACAGAAAGGAUGUUCAAACAUCUUCGGAAAUGGUUUGUCACUCGAUUUGGGGGGCAUUCCCGGCAAAGAGCCAGGCUAGUCUCCAAAGAUGGAAGGUGCAACAUAGAGUUCGGCAAUGUGGAGGCACAGUCAAGAUUUAUAUUCUUUGUGGACAUCUGGACGACUGUGCUUGACCUCAAAUGGAGGUACAAAAUGACCAUCUUUAUCACAGCUUUCUUGGGGAGUUGGUUUCUCUUCGGUCUCCUGUGGUACGUGGUAGCCUACAUUCACAAAGACCUCCCCGAGUUCCAUCCUUCCGCCAAUCACACGCCGUGUGUGGAUAACAUCAAUGGCUUGACCUCAGCUUUUCUGUUUUCUCUGGAAACUCAGGUGACCAUCGGAUAUGGAUUCAGGUGUGUGACAGAACAGUGUGCCACCGCCAUUUUUCUGCUUAUCUUCCAGUCUAUCCUUGGCGUCAUCAUCAAUUCUUUCAUGUGUGGUGCCAUCUUAGCCAAGAUCUCCAGGCCCAAAAAACGUGCCAAGACCAUCACGUUCAGCAAGAACGCAGUGAUCAGCAAGCGAGCCGGGAAGCUUUGUCUCCUGAUCCGAGUGGCCAAUCUAAGGAAGAGCCUUCUUAUUGGCAGUCACAUAUAUGGGAAGCUUCUGAAGACCACAGUCACUCCCGAAGGAGAGACCAUUAUUUUGGAUCAGAUCAAUAUCAACUUUGUGGUUGAUGCUGGGAAUGAAAAUUUAUUCUUCAUCUCUCCACUGACAAUUUACCAUGUCAUUGAUCACCACAGCCCCUUCUUCCACAUGGCAGCAGAAAACCUUCUCCAGCAGGACUUUGAAUUAGUGGUGUUUUUAGACGGCACAGUGGAAUCCACCAGUGCUACCUGCCAAGUCCGGACAUCCUAUGUCCCAGAGGAGGUGCUUUGGGGCUACCGCUUUGCUCCCAUAGUAUCCAAGACCAAGGAAGGGAAAUACCGAGUGGAUUUCCACAACUUCAGCAAGACAGUGGAGGUGGAGACCCCACACUGUGCCAUGUGCCUUUAUAAUGAGAAAGAUGCCAGAGCCCGGAUGAAGAGAGGCUAUGACAACCCCAACUUCAUCUUGUCAGAAAUGAACGAAACAGAUGACACCAAAAUGUAACAGUGGCUUUUCAGCCCAAGUAAAGCAAAGUCUCUGAGGCGUGACUAGAGGCAUUAUGAAACAACUGACAGUUUGGAGGUAUGAAAGUAGAGUGAGACCUUUCAAAGUCUGCCAGCACCAAGACCUCUGAGCCCCGUUGCCAUGACCCUACAGGACACAUAGCUCCACAGGGCUCCUGUAUGGGGACACGCAAUGCAUUUGUAGAAUGGAAGCCAAAGAAGCUCACUUGGAAUCCCAAGUACGAUUAUUUGAGAUCACUCAAUGUUUGUAGGAACAGACAAAAUCAUGAAAAGUCUCAUGGACAAGCCAAACAAGAUAUUUUUAAAAGUCUCCUUAGAGAAGUUAUGAGCCUCAGAUAGGAUCAAGGAAUAAUGAUAUUAUCAUUUUGAUUCUAUUGAUAAGAAAGAUUCCACUUUUAUUUUAAUUCUGACUUUUAUCAAUGAAAAAUGUGUCUCCUGAGUUAGGGGAGAUGAACUAACCUAUCAAUGACAAUAAGAAAAGACUGUUACACAAAGAACAGUUUGAGUCUCUAACCUCAUGUAGAACAGGUAGAGACUAAAUCCACACUCUAGAAUCUUGAUGAACACCUUCUGCCAGACAGAGUGCUCGAGUUGAAAGUGGUGGUGAUAUUUCUUUUCAUCUGUAUUGAAUGGGUUAAGGGGCUAUAAAUCUGUUAAAAGGUUAUUUCCUGCUUUUCCAAGAGGGCAAUGAGGAAUUUGAAGGUGCAGAAUCAGUUUAGAAAGAGACAUACUGCUAAUGUUUCUGAGAAGAAAAAAUUUGUUGUGUUUCCCUGCCUAGGGUUUAUACUGAAACGCUAGGUCUAAAGGAAAAGUGAGAAGGAGAAAGAAAUGGGUGUGGCCCACAGGCAGGACAUUGCUGAGCUUUUCUUUCACUGACAGUGAACACCUCAUCUUCCUAAAAGGGAGCGAUUGGCCUUUAGGGGAAGGUUUUACUGUGAAUGUCUUGUUCAGUUCCCCACCUGCAUUAUUAUGAACGUGUCUUAGAAAAAAUCGUACUUAAAGCUGCUUAGAAAUCAAAACGUUUUCAGUGUGUUAAUUAAUAUAUUAAAUUUCUGAA